UGAUCAUGAUGCAAACGCAAGUGACUUUUUGCUGGGACGACACGUAAAACGUUUUGCGACUGGAGAAGUAACACAAGAGUCCUCGGAGAGAGGAAGCAGUGCACCUACUGCUCUGUGUUUGGCGGCCGUUGGCGCAAUAUCGCCUUUCGUGUUUGCUGCUUGCGCGUGCAGAAAGCCUGGACGUGAACAGCAGCGGGAAUGCAGCGUUACGACCAAUACCCGUGGUAUCAUGGUAAAUUGGAUCGGCAACGCGCUGAGGAUGUGCUUCGCAAUAAGCGCACUGGAACGUAUCUAGUGCGAGACAGCAGCACAAUACCAGGCGACUACGUCCUUUCUGUCAGAGAAAAUGCCAGCUUGGGUGCACUGUACAGUCAUUACAUCAUUAAUCACCGUGGCAACUUGUACAUCAUUGGGGACCAAACGUUCAUGUCGCUACCGGAGGUUAUCGAGUUCUAUCAUGACCACUACCUGGAUACCACUGUCUUGACGGAAAUCGCUGACCGCCAGCAGCAAGGCCAGACAUUAGUUCAACCCAGACCUAAGGAAGGUGAACCCUUACCACCGCCUGUACGAGUGACUAUGCCGGCAGCUCCUGAGCCUGCACCAGCUAGUAAUGGACAAGUCAUAUGCACUGUCAAGGCACUGUUCAAGUUUCAGUCCGACGAUUCAGAGGAUCUUCCAUUUGAAAAGGAUGAUAUAAUGUACAUAAUCAGCAAGGAUGAAGAUGCUUGGUGGACGGCGCGGCAUUCUGUCUCUGGCCGACAGGGCUCCAUACCUGUACCGUACGUGGAGGUGGAGGAGGCCAGUCAAGCGCCACCUCCUCGGCCUGAGGAGCACAGAGCUCACGCUACGCGGCUAGAGUCGACUGGAGCUCAAGGUAGUGAGCGUCAAGGAGGGCGCACUCAGUCACCACAGCAGCAACCUGCCCCCGGAGCAGCAGGAGUGGGUGGUGGUGGCGGCGCUGGCACACCGAGCCGAGUGCGUGCGCUAGCCAUCCUGGACCGGUAUGCCAGCGCCUACGACAACACUGCACUCUCGUUCAAGGCCGGAGAGACUAUCACUGUACUACGGCAGAAUGAGAACGGCCUCUGGGAGGGCGAGUUGAAUGGCCGCCAGGGACACUUUCCGUUCACACACGUGCAGGUGAUUGACGACGGAGACCAGGCAGCGACUUUCUACUGAAGCACCCGUGUGCGCCAAGGUGCACCUUCUUAUGUUGAAGCUGGCUGGUACGGGCUAUUUGUGUGCUAGCGGACCGGUAACAGUCUCAGCUUGGGAUCCCACCCUGAUUUUGAUUGCAAUGCAUGCGUACCCGGUGUUGUUUUCUCUCCGAUUGUGUGUAUGCCAAAUGUUAGGCUAGCUCAACUAGCUAUUCCUGUAACGAACUUGAUUUCACAUUGCCCCCGGUGAUUCUUGUGAGGUGGCGUCUAUGCCAUGCAGCUGCAACCGCGCUGCACUUGCCAAGCCACAAGAUUUGUCCAGGUACAGUCAGCUACUCAUCUUGUCCACCGGUACCAUCAGCUACUCAUCUUGUGCACUGCUACCGGGUACCGGGAUACCGUCAGCUUCUGAUCUUGUUCACUGGUCCCGUGAUACCGUCAGCUACUGAUUGUUGGUAUUCUGCUGCCCGGAUACUAGUGCUCAGACGGGUAGUAGUAGUAAUAGUAGUGCUGGCUCUGGAUGCCCUCCCCCCCCCCUCCCCACAGGAAUGUGUUCAUUCAAUUUCAUUGUCAUCCGGAUCUCUCUCUCUCUCUCUCUCUCUCUCUCUCUCUCUCUCUCUCUCUCUCUCUCUCUCUCUCUCUCUCUCUCUCUCUCACACACACACACACACACACACACACACACACACACACACACACACACACACACACACACACACACACACACACACACACACACACACACACACACACACACACACACACACACACACACACACACACACAUGCACAGUGGCUUUGAGUUCAACGGGGUGGGCUACGUUCGUAACAGCACUCUGCUAUGCCAUUGCUAGUGUGUGCCAGACUUUGCUAGUGUGUGCCAGACUGUGGCCGAGUCGCCAAUUCAGCUAUCGCCUUUCAAGCAUUCGCCUCAUGUACAUUGUGUGCUAAAUGCUCCCAUACUAGACUGCCAGAGCGGCUGCUAAACAAUUAGAUAGAAUGUCUCCUGCCACAGCGUAUGCUGCGGAUGGUUCAUGUACAGACGGCUGGGCACGACGCGUGCAGUGCGUAAUCACAGUAACCCCCGCUCUCCCUAGUUUGCCUCGCGUGGUGCUUUUACGGCUAAUUCUUCUCCUUCAAUACCUUGUCACUUAAGCAGUCCUCCUGGCCAGUUUAUCUUAUUUGGGCGUCUAAUUCCUAGUCCCUGCUCUCAUUAUUCCUAGCCGUAUGCUACUGUGCCGACGAUGGAUUUCACAUUGCCUUGCUCCGUGUAUCUUCAUGCUACGUUCUCCCCAUAUACAUACCACCCAGGUACCGCCAUUACGUAAUACAGUGACUACUCAAUUUUUCUCUCUUGCGCGCGCCAAGCAGUCGCCAGCCUCUGCGCUGCUGCCAUGCAAUGAUUGUAACCAUGGAAACCGUGCUCGGUACAGUGCGGUGCAAAGCUGUCUACCAAGA
Molecule: messenger RNA, 2618 nt
Organism: Sycon ciliatum
Lineage: Eukaryota; Metazoa; Porifera; Calcarea; Leucosolenida; Sycettidae
Product: crk-like protein
Exons: 12
Coding region: 199-1182 (327 amino acids)
Biological process (GO): signal transduction; cell migration
Molecular function (GO): signaling adaptor activity; receptor tyrosine kinase binding
Source: RefSeq, a predicted model, not a curated record